Molecule: messenger RNA, 4298 nt
Organism: Limulus polyphemus (Atlantic horseshoe crab)
Lineage: Eukaryota; Metazoa; Arthropoda; Merostomata; Xiphosura; Limulidae
Product: neuronal acetylcholine receptor subunit alpha-7-like
Exons: 2
Coding region: 2742-3284 (180 amino acids)
Biological process (GO): monoatomic ion transport
Cellular component (GO): membrane
Source: RefSeq, a predicted model, not a curated record
CGCGGUAAACAUAGCAGAUAGCCUAAUGUGGCUUUGCUGUAAAUCAAAUCAAUGGUUGUUAUCUGCUAUAUUUUGGAAAAUCACAAAGCAAACAUAUCAAAACUAGGUUGGAUUUCUCAAAGCCACACGAUAGACUAGUUAUAGGAUUUAGUAAAGCCAACAUACUAAAACUAGGCUUAGCCUUUUUCAAAGCUAAAUUGUUAAAACAAGGUACAAUUGAUUAAAGCCAACAUGUCAAAACUAGGUAAAAUUUAUUAAAUUCAACAUGUCAAAACUAGGUGAAAUUUAUUAAAGCCAACGUGUUAAAACUAGGUACAAUUUAUGAAAGCCAACGUGUUAAAACUAGGUACAAUUUAUUAAAGCCAACGUGUUAAAACUAGGUAAAAUUUAUUAAAGCCAACAUGUCAAAACUAGGUAAAAAUUAUUUCAAACCAACAUGUCAAAACUAGGUAAAAUGUAUUAAAACCAACAUGUUAAAACUAGGUAAAAUUUAUUAAAAGUUCAAACAAUAUAAAACUAGGUACAAUUUACUAAAGCCAACAUGUUAAAACUAGGUAGGGUUUAUCAAAGCCAAAAUGUUAAAACUAGGUAGAGAUCCUCAAAUUCAUAAUGUUAAACUAGGUAUAGGAUUUAAAAAGUCCAACAUGAUAAAAUUAGGUAGAACUUAUAUUAAAAUUCUUUAUUCAAUUCGCGUGCUUUUUCGAAGAAACAGAAGCAGGAGAUUUUGGAACUAAAUUUUUUAAACAUAGAAUACUUUUAUUUAAUUUGCUUUUAAAGAAACAUUAUGAGUAUUAGUUCUUUACGAACUAACAGGCAAUCUUUCUAUAAACUAGCUCAUAAUUCGAACUUUGUUAAUAUUUAAUAUGAAGAAGGUACUCAGUGUUUUAAAGAAGCUUACAUUUUCAGUCGAGAGGGCGCCACUUUCCAAUCGAAUAGUACUUUAUGUAGCUUUCAGAACCACGACAGCUCACUAAUUGGUAAGUUUGACAUAUUCUGUUAACCUUGACAAGCUGAUUAGGUCCUCACACAAAUAUAACGAGCCAACACAAGGUUUAAUCAUGGCUGUUCCCUGUUUAUCAGAUCAAUCCAAACUGUGAGAUGUGGCUAUUGGUUACUUCAACCGUAGGCAACAUUAAUGAACUAGGUCCCACAUUACAAAGACGUGUAAACCAAACUAGCGUAAACCUUUGUUGUAGCCCAGCACAGAUUAGUAAUAGUGAGGAACUUAAAUGGGAUAUUUCAUCAGUGGCAGUGGUUUUGGUUUUGUUACCAGGAAUGGUGUUAUGUACUAAAAAGCAACGAACACGUGGGCCUUCCACUGCUUAGUUUUCAACGUGGAAACAGUUUUAGCUGGAGAUACAGAAACUAUCUAUUUCACUUAAACCGUUACAAACACCAGACGUGAUUAUAUGUUUUAGUUCGUUUCACCAUAAGACAUAGCAAACCGCACAAGCUACGAUUAAACCUUGUGUGGGCUACACUCGUUAACUGAAACUGCGUCCAGUGCUCCUUAUGUGGGAUAAAUACUGUCCAGUACUCCCUUGUGUGACUGAAACACUCCUCAGUACCCCCAAGUGUGGAUGAAACACUCCCCAGAACUCCUUUGUAUGGAUGAAACAUUCCCCAGUACCCCUUGUAUGUUAUAAACACUCUCCAGUACCACCCUUGUAUAUGUUAUAAGCUCACCAAUAUCCCUUUUGUGGAUUAAACACUCUCCAGUACCUCAUUGUGUGGGUUAAAUAUUCCCCAGUGCUCCUUGUGUGGUGAAACGCUCCACAGUGUCCCCUUCUGUGGGUUAAACAUUUUCCAGUACUCCUUGUGUGGGUUAAAUAUUCCCCAGUGUCCCCCCUUUGUGGGUUAAACAAUUUCCAGUACUUCAUUGUGUUGGAUGAUUAAUCCCCAGUACCCCUUUGUGUGCGCUAAAAACUACCUAGAGCCCUCUUACGUGGGUUAAAUACUCCCCAGUACCCUAUCCUCUGGGUGUAACACUCCCCAGUAUCAUUUACAAACAUUCGUCUCAGCCUGUCCAGUUGAUAUUUGCACUUUGCUUGUCCAAGCAUGUUUUGUUCUUUUAUCACUGUCUUUACACUCAACACCUUAACACUACGGUACUUGUUGUUGUAAUGUUGUCGGUGUUGUCACAGAACAUGUUCGUAACCAACUGAAUGUAAAUGGUUGAUCUGUCAUGUCCACAGCACAGCACUUAGUAUAUAUGUUUGUUGUAUUUUUUGUAUGAUAGUGUUUUAUUUUUAUCUUCAAGAAAAGUUAACUAAUUUGGUACAGAUAUAAAAGUAUGAUAUUAGUUUCAUAUAGAUUUGUGUAAUUAUUAUUGAUAUUAUUUUUGAAUUUGAAAGAAAACGGGGGUUAAUUUUUGAUUAGUCGAGUUUUUGCAGCGGGUUAUUUAAUGAGUCAUUGAUAGCAAGAUGAAUUUUCUAGUUCAAUCGAACACAUUUUGUCUUAGUAUUCACCGUUUAUUUUAAAUCGUGCCAAAUUUCCAAUCAACUUGUAAAAACGUUUUUUACAAAUCAAUAUUAGUUAAAAAAUAUUCAUGACGCUGCUUGAUAUUGAGAACAGGUCGAUACGAAAAACUUGAAGAGUGUGUCAGUAGUUGUAAUAUUAAAGUUGAGGUUAUAAGACUGAUUUAAAGAUGCUUAGUUUAACUGAUGAAAUAACCUCAUUCUUCGGACUUGGAUGUUUUCAUAUACUGUUCUUCUCUAAUAGGUACGUACUUCGCUUGCACGAUGGUGAUGGUGGCUUUCUCAGUCGUCAUGACUGUCGUCGUUCUGAACUACCAUCAUCGUAACUCGGACACCCACGAGAUGCCCCAGUGUAUAAAAUCUAUAUUCCUUGUUUGGCUUCCGUGGAUUCUGCGCAUGAGCAGACCAGGUCGAAAAAUGAGAGAAAAAAGUGUUAUGUUCAACAACAAAAUGAAAGAGUUAGAGCUUAAAGAAAGGUCUUCCAGAAGCCUAUUGGCCAACGUCUUGGACAUUGAUGACGACUUCCGACCGGCGUACUCUACAUCUGGCUAUUUUCAUGUUUCUUCAAAUGAUGACAGCGGAGCUAUACAUUCAUGUAUUGCUACGCAAAAAGAAAUUAGUGCCAUCAUUCGUGAACUUCGUUACAUCACAAAUCAUUUGAGGGAUGAUGACGACGCAAACGAAAUCAUAGCAGAGUGGAAAUUUGCUGCUAUGGUAAUUGACAGAGUGUGUUUAAUCAUGUUUACAAUCUUUACAGUGGUGUCGACUUUUUUGUGCCUAUUCUCGGCUCCUCAUCUUUCAGCUUGAGCCACUCAAAAUACACACAUGUCAAAACAUUCACAGUGGCGUUACCUUUGUACUUUUGUGUCCUACCCUAGGAACUGGAAAACGGUUUAUCUACUGGUGUAGUUAUAACUAAACCCGCUUACGACUGUAAUUGAGUGUCAAUAAUACAAAUAAGUGAUUAGGCUUAUCAAGUGUGAGGUCAAAGUAAUUUUACCGAGAGAUUCUGAAAGGUAAAGUCAACUUCUACGAGAACAGUAAGGAGAGAUACACAAUAUGGGACAAUGUGUUAUAUGGCUAGCGAACAAAACUGAGCCGGUAAUUUCUUAUUGCUUAUUGCAAUAAACUGAUUAUUUGUUCCACAAGGGUUCUAAAAACGUUCAGCACUUUCAACUGAAAAGGCGUUGUAACUACGAUACUCAAUCUCAGUUCUCUGUUAAGCACUACUAUGUAGGCGGCGGGUCCUUACCCUCACUCUGGUCUGGAGUUCCAAAUAUGGUAUAAUAACUUGUUUUAAAUUAAGCUUUUGUUAAGUUAGAGGCUGUUAUGGAAUGAACAAUAGUUCAGGAGCAAAUAUUUAUACGUGACUAUAAUCAAAACUAUUAGGUUAUUAUAAUCACACGUGACUAUAAAAACAGCUAUCAGCUUGAUAUAGUCACGCGUGACUGUAUAAACAAAGCUAUGAGUUUGAUAUAAACAAAGCUAUAGGUUUAGUAUAAACACACAUGACUACAGAGACAAAGCUAUAGGUUUAAUAUAAACAAAGCUAAAGGUUUAGUAUAUACACACGUGACUAUAUAAACAAAGCUAUAGGUUUAGUAUAAACACACAUGACUACAGAGACAAAGCUUUAGGUUUAAUAUAAACAAAGCUAAAGGUUUAGUAUAUACACACGUGACUAUAUAAACAAAGCUAUAGGUUUAGUAUAAACACACAUGACUACAGAGACAAAGCUUUAGGUUUAAUAUAAACAAAGCUAAAGGUUUAGUAUAUACACACGUGACUAUAUAAACAAAGCUAUAGGUUUAGUAUAUACAC